CACAAGGGCAGAUAAUUUCUGAAAUUUACACAAUUUUGUUUUAUUUAAUUAAUUCAUUUUACUGUUGUGCUAGCAAUAAUAUGUUAAAGGUUUGCUUGAAGAUGAUGUAAAGAGUUGACAGAGUGGUCAAGAAGUGGAACUAAAAGGGAAAAUGUAGAGGUAGAUUCUCAGAUAAGUGCACACUUUAGACAGGGAUAUGUUGAGGCUACAGUGGAGACGAAUCAGAUCCAGGUAUCCAUGGCUACAGAUUGUACAGACUUGGAGGUUCUGGCUUCUGGUUGUAUUCACUGUCACUCUACUCACUUAUGCUAUAAUCUCCUUCAAGAGGAGGCCGUUCACUUACCUUCAACAAGAAAUCAAAGAAGCAUGGCUAGGUGAUAUUGAGUUCGACUUCCAGACAGGGCUGUAUUUCCACAAGCAGGGAAAAAAUGUUUAUUUGCGAGGUUCGAUGCCAGAUUCUCAAGAAUUAGGAGGCCACCCUAGUCACUGUGCUAUUUAUAAUUUAUCGAAAUACCUUUGUGCUUCCUGGUAUCCGAAAGUGAAAUUGGAAGUGGAAAAUAUUGUCGAGGAACAUGCUAAAUGUCAGGUCCUUACUUGGACGCCACUAUUUGAAAAUUAUAAACCACAUACCUGCUUCUCUCUGUCUGAUUUCACAUGGUAUGGCGGGUCAUUACUUCAUCAACAAAUAUGGCCGCUUAACAAAGCUGACAUUCCAUUACAGCUGUAUAGAACAUAUGAUUUGGAGAGUUAUAAAGGGGAGACAAACGUGUUUGGAAAUAUUCUGGACUGGUUCUGGAUUAGCUCAGCUGGAAUUGCUGUCAUUGUUGAUAAUUCACUCCCUGUUCAUGUGAGCAUAAACCAGUCUGGGGAUAAAUUAAUGUGUUUUCAUUCUAAGUCAGAGCAAAAGCCUGUUUUAAAGUACACAAUAUGUAAAGCAGCAAAUAUCCGCAAAAUUCAUCGUUAUGUGAUAAAGAAAUAUGUACAUUUACCGCUAAAACUUCCAAAACAUAACUAUUUCAUGUACCCUAUGUGGUCAACCAAUCCUUUGUUUAGAAAUUCCCUUAAUCAAGGAAAUUUAUUAAAGUAUGGACAAGAAAUAAAUAAUAAUGGUUUUGAAAGCUGCUUAAUUGAUAUAAAUGAUAAUAGUUUAGCAUUGUUUAAAUCUGACCCGUUUGAUAAAUCAAAAUUUCCGAACUCCCAGCAGUCGCUAAUGAUUUUAAGAGGAGACUAUAAGAUGGAAACAUUCUUACCAGUAUCGCCAUUUGUACCAGUGGUGGAAAAUACUGACAAAACCAGACUGGUACAGGAUUUGGUAGAUAAACCAGUUGUGAUACCUUUCGAAGGGCAAGAGGCGAAUAUUGUUAAUUUAUUAGAUGAUAAAGUUACUGACUGGUAUAUUGAUAAAUUACAGGAACUGAAAAAGGAAUUUGGCAUUAAUGGAUUUCAUUUGAUUGGUGGAGUUUCAGAUUAUUAUAAUUUUUCAAAUAAUGUUUUUAACUCUGUGGAUAUUGAGAAGUUUUCCAGACGUUUUGCUUCAAGUAUAAGCGAAAAGAUGGACUUGACAGUAUUUUCUACUUUUGCAUCAAAGAGUCAGAAAGGUGCUUUAUUCAUACAGUUACCUGGUCAACUAUCAUCCUGGGGAAACGCCGGUGGACUUAAAAGUCUCAUUCCAUCUGUACUGACCCUUGGUGUGCUUGGAUACCCAUUUGUGAUUCCAAACACUAUAGGAGGUAUGGGUACAUUGAAAGUGAUAAAUGAAUCUUACACAGAAAGGAUCAAGCCUGAUCGAGAGUUAUAUAUAAGAUGGAUGGGUAUAGCUGCCUAUAUGCCAUGUAUGAUGUUCUCAUACCCUCCAUGGUUGUAUGAUGCAGAAGUUGUAACCAUUGCAAAACAGUUUACAAAACAACAUAAAGAAAUCGUAGCUCCAUUGGUUAUCAAAGCAGCAAGAGAGUUUGAGCAUAUUGGUACCCCUGUCAUUCAGCCACUUUGGUGGACAGACCCACAAGACGCAACCUCAUUGACAGUAGAUGAUGAAUACCUUAUAGGGGAUACUUUGCUAGUCGCUCCUAUAGUAAGUGAAGGGAAGACGCAGAGAGAUAUUUACAUUCCACAGGGAAAAUGGAAAGACAUGAUGAAUGAUGUCGAGGUGGAAGCUGGGACUUGGAUUAGAGACUAUCAUAUUCCAUUAGAUAAAGUGGCAACUUUCAUGAAAGUGAAAUCAUAAACAUUCCUUUACAUUUCUGUGUCGGCAAGAAAGUAAUCGGCAACCUUGUAGAACAACGGAUCUGAUACAGACAGAUUGCUUUUUAGCUCACCUGAGCACGGAGUGCUCAUGGUGAGCUUUUAGGAUUGUUGGAUGUCAGUACUGUUGUCUGUCCGUCAUCCACAAUUUCUUUACAGAACAUCUCCUAAUAAACCACUAAGCCAGUUUCAACCAAACUUUACAAAAAUGUUCCUUUAGUGGGCCCGUUAACUUGAGAGCCACUUGACCCAGAAUGUUUAAACUUCAUAGGAUGAUUUGAUAUGCAGACUAGAUGACCCCUAUUGUUUUUGGGGUCACUCCAUCAAAGGUCAAGGUCACAGGGGCCUGAACAUAUAGAACCAUUUCCAAUCAAUAGCUUGACAACCACUUGAACCAGAAUGUUGAAACUUUAUAGGAUGACAGGACAUCCAGAGUAGAUGACCCCUAUCGGUUUUGAGGUCCCAUGGUCAAUGUCAAAGGGGCCAGAACAUGGAAAACCAAUUCCGAUCAAUAACCUGACAACCAUUUAACCCAGAAUGUUGAAACUUCAUAGGAAGAAAAGACUUACAGAGUGGAUGAUCCUUAUUGAUUUUGGGGUCACUCGAUUAAAGGCCAAGGUCACAGGGGCUAGAACAUGGAAAAUUGUUUCCAAUCCAACUUUAGAAUCAUUUGACCCAAAACAUUGAAACUUCAUGGGAUGAUUGGACAUGCAGAGUAGAUGAUCCCUAUUGCAUUUGAGUCACUAAGCCAACCAUCAGUGUCUCUUUGAUUUUCGCUCCUAUUGACUUCUUGCCUAUUACUGCUAUGUAGACAUGCGCUUUUCUACAAAAGCAUC
Molecule: messenger RNA, 3077 nt
Organism: Mercenaria mercenaria
Lineage: Eukaryota; Metazoa; Mollusca; Bivalvia; Venerida; Veneridae
Product: myogenesis-regulating glycosidase-like
Exons: 4
Coding region: 197-2224 (675 amino acids)
Biological process (GO): carbohydrate metabolic process
Molecular function (GO): hydrolase activity, hydrolyzing O-glycosyl compounds
Source: RefSeq, a predicted model, not a curated record